UUGAGGUUUCUAGUAGAGUAUCACAGCGCCAUCAGAGACGCUGAGAGCUUUAUUUAUAGGGAGCUAGAGAGACAGACACAGAGAGAGAGAGAGAUUUGUUCAUUCAAGAUUCAUACCGGAUCGAGCUAGAAGAAGAGAGAUGGCGUCGAGCGGCGGCGGCGGCAACAACGGAGGAGGAGGAGACGAGAGGCUGAGGGAGGCGCUGCUGGCGCCGGCCGGCGACGGCAACGGCAACGGCGGCAAGGUGGGGGAGGGGAACCUGGAGGAGAUCAGGAGCGUGCGGGCGUUCCUGCGGCACGCGGCGGAGGAGAACCGGCGGCUCUGGUACCUGGCGGGCCCCGCCAUCUUCACGUCCAUCGCGCAGUACUCGCUCGGCGCCGUCACGCUCGUCUUCGCCGGCCACCUCACAACGCUCGAGCUCGACGCCGUCUCCACCGAGAACAACGUCAUCGCCGGCCUCGCACUCGGCAUCACGCUGGGCAUGGGGAGCGCGCUGGAGACGCUGUGCGGGCAGGCGUACGGCGCGAAGCAGCUGCACAUGCUGGGCGUGUACCUGCAGCGCUCGUGGAUCAUCCUCACCGGCAUGGCCGUGCUCAUGCUCCCGCUCUACCUCUUUGCCACCCCGAUCCUGCGCCUCUUCCACCAGGACGCCGACAUCGCCGCCCUCGCGGGGAGGCUCGCGCUCUACAUGAUCCCGCAGCUCUUCGCCUACGCCCUCAACUUCCCCAUCCAGAAGUUCCUGCAGGCGCAGAGCAAGGUCGUGGCCAUGGCGGCCGUCUCCGCCGCCGGGCUGGCGUUCCACGUCGCGCUCAGCUGGCUCCUCGUGGGGCCCAUGCGGAUGGGGCUCGUCGGACUCGCCGUCGCGCUCAACGCGUCCUGGUGGUUCGUCGUGCUCGGCCAGCUCGCCUACAUCCUCAUGGGGUACUGCCCCGGCGCGUGGAACGGAUUCGACUGGCUCGCCUUCUCCGACCUCGUCGGCUUCGCGCGACUCUCCCUCGGCUCCGCCGUCAUGCUCUGCCUGGAGUUCUGGUUCUACAUGUUCCUCAUCGUCAUCGUCGGCAACCUGGAGAACGCUCAGGUCGCUGUUGCGGCAGUCUCCAUCUGCACGAACCUGUUCGGGUGGGAGAUCAUGGUGUUCUUCGGGUUCAACGCCGCCAUCAGUGUGCGGGUGUCGAACGAGCUGGGCGCCGGGCGGCCCCGCGCGGCCAAGUUCGCGAUCCUGGUGGUGCUCAUGUCGUCGGUGGCCAUCGGGCUGGCCUUCUUCGCCGCCGUGCUGGCCCUCCGCGACGUGUACGGCGCGCCCUUCACGGGGAGCCCCGCGGUGGUGCGCGAGGUGGCGAGCCUCGGCGUGGUGUUCGCCCUCUCACUGCUGCUCAACAGCGUGCAGCCGGUGCUGUCGGGCGUCGCCGUCGGCGCCGGGUGGCAGUGGCUGGUGGCCUACGUCAACCUCGGCUGCUACUACCUCGUCGGCAUCCCCGUCGGGUACCUCAUCGCCUUCCCGCUGCGCGGCGGGGUGCGGGGGAUGUGGGGCGGCAUGCUCACCGGCGUCGGCCUGCAGACCGUGGUCCUGGUGGCCAUCACGCUGCGCACCGAUUGGGACAGGGAGGCCAGGGAGGCGAGCUCCAGGAUACGGAAAUGGGGCGGGUCGGCCGCGGACAAGGCUCUGGAUCACUGAACUGAAACUGGGCUCUUCAUCUUGUGUGCUUGUGAGGUCCUCCGGCGGCACCCGCUGCUUGGGUUGUCUCCUGCAGGUCGUGUUUGUGCUGCUCUGCUUAUUGCCUUAUUGGAUUAUUGGAGGUGGUCUUGUAUGUUAGUACUGUUCAUAGGAAAACAAGCAUAGUUUUUCAAAAUCAAAGCACGCCCGGGGGGCCUCUCGUUAUUCCCCCAUUUGGCAUGGAUUCGUUUCCUCAAAAAAACAUCUCUUGGUACAAA
Molecule: messenger RNA, 1932 nt
Organism: Panicum hallii
Lineage: Eukaryota; Viridiplantae; Streptophyta; Magnoliopsida; Poales; Poaceae
Product: protein DETOXIFICATION 33-like
Exons: 4
Coding region: 140-1675 (511 amino acids)
Biological process (GO): xenobiotic detoxification by transmembrane export across the plasma membrane
Cellular component (GO): membrane
Molecular function (GO): xenobiotic transmembrane transporter activity; antiporter activity
Source: RefSeq, a predicted model, not a curated record